AUGCCUUCCUCCGAAGAUCCCAACGCUCACCAUCUUUCGUCACGCAUCAAGAAAUCACACGACGACUACACCACUCGGCUCCGCGAAAUGGAAGACCGCCACAACAACAGCUCCAACAACAACAACAUCGCCACACCCUUGGCGGCUUUUAAACGCUUCAUCGACGACCACAUCUCCACCCUGACCUCCCACCUCGUCAAUCUCCCCUCCAACAUCUCCUCCCUACGAUCCGACAUUCAGGCCGAGAAUGCAGCUCUCGAGCGGGAAUUCCAUACCCGAUGGACGGCAAGUGCGGAGACGGCGGAAGCGUUGGAUUGGGAAAUCUACCGUCUUCCCAGCCGAGCGAAAGAUGACAUCACGCUUGCGACGAGGUGGAUGAUUGAGCAUGCCGCGAGAGAGAAUUCCGAGGUUCCGUGGAGUCGAAUUGCGGCGCUGUAUGCGGAUGGCGAGAGUGCGCAGGCGGGCUGGUUGGAUGGUUUCGGGGGAGGGAAGAGGAUUUCUCCGAGAUGGUUGAGUGUGGAUUGGUUUGCGCGGAGUGCGUAUUCGCCUUUGCGGUUGGAAAUGCAUGAGGAUUUGCAGUGGGAGGGGAAGAAGAAGUGGAGGGCGGSGUUUGAGGAUUUGAUGGCUGCUAGUUUGGGCAAGGAAAUGGUUGCGCAGCAGCAGCAUCGCGAGGUGGAUUGUAGGUCGGGAGUGCAUUGGAUGUUGAGUUUGCAGGAUCGGGGGGUUUUGCCGCCUUUGUUGCCGAUGCUGUAUGAUUCUGUCUUGGGGAGGAGGGAGUGCGAAGGCAUGUCGUUGGGGGAGAUUAUUAAAAUGUGUCAUGGUCCGUGGAGUACUUCUUCUUCGUGGAGGAAGGAGAGGGAUGGAUUCAUGUCGGAUCCCAUGACGCAUGAUUUCACCGAAUUGAGGCGUGCUUUUGCUACGAGGGAAAUUGUGGAGGAUGCGUUGGAUGAGUAUGCGGGGGAUACCGAGCUGGACAUGUACUCCUACCAGGGGAACUCCGCAUUAGAGGAGGAGUAUCAGCAACAGCUCGAGCUGCUUCAAGAACAGAAUAACAGGAGGUUACUCAUGGCCCGAGCUGAAAAAAGGGCUUUGGGGAAUCACGACGAUGAUGAUGAUGCUUGCGAGGAAUACGAUGACCUCGACGACGACGACGACGACGACGACGACGACGACGACGACGACGAUGAUGACAAUUCGUGCCCCUUUGCCAACGAAUACCGCGUCCACGCCCUCGAAGCUCACCAAUGGGACAUGCUCCGCCAAUCCGCCGGAUUCCUCCUCACAGGCGACCGCACCUCGGACUUUGAAUCCGCCGUCUCCGCUCUCGGCGCCGCGCUGCAGCGUUCCGACGCCAACGACGCUGCCAAAAUCUUGAACACGUGGUAUGAACACUACCAAGACCUCAAAAUCGUCGCUCCGGGGAUCGUCGAUGCCACUCCUCAUGUCGACUGGGACAGCGUACGUAAGGCGAUGGAUUGGACUCGCAUUCCUAGUUUGGAAGGAACGGGUAGUAUUGAGGAAUUGAUGAGGACAUUGGGAUGUUUUGAAGGCGAGGGUUUGGGAAGGGAUGAGGGGUUAAGGGGGGAAUUGUAUCGACGAUUGGCGAGGGUUUUGGAGGGGAGUGAUGAGAAGAGAGGGGUGGGUUGGUUGAGGUAUGCGUUUAUGCCGCUGGAGGAAUUAGAGGAGAAUCUCCAGGCGCUGGAACAGCAGCAAAAGGAGAGUCUCCUCGGCGGGAAGCAGGUGUUGAAGACAGAAGAGGUACCAGCGCGGAAUAUUCCUUCACCGAGACCGGAUGUCCUUUCUGCUCUUACUACUACUCACACCACGCGCCUUCCGGAUGGUACUGUUACUACGAAAGUCGUGUUGAAGAAGAGAUUUGUGGAUGGGAGGGAGGAGUGUUCGGAGAGCGUGCAUACUAUUCAUGAGGCUGCUGUUGUUGGGAAGGAAUUGAGGAGGGAGGGGGAGGGGGUCGAAGAGGAUAAGACGAGGAAGAGUCGGGGGUGGUUUUGGACUUGA
Molecule: messenger RNA, 2016 nt
Organism: Ramularia collo-cygni
Lineage: Eukaryota; Fungi; Ascomycota; Dothideomycetes; Mycosphaerellales; Mycosphaerellaceae
Exons: 1
Coding region: 1-2016 (671 amino acids)
Source: RefSeq, a predicted model, not a curated record